This is a messenger RNA of Nematolebias whitei (Rio pearlfish), 2537 nucleotides long. It is a transcript of the gene bard1, whose product is annotated as BRCA1 associated RING domain 1. The record is from RefSeq and is a predicted model, not a curated record. Bases 1 to 2415 code for a protein of 804 amino acids. Lineage: Eukaryota; Metazoa; Chordata; Actinopteri; Cyprinodontiformes; Rivulidae. Gene Ontology annotation, molecular function: protein binding. The transcript is spliced from 11 exons.
AUGGAUGGAAACUCCUCACUCCAGACCGAGGAGUGGAAAAACACCAAACAGGCGGUCGCAAACUUCCGCACACUACUGCUUUGCUCCAAAUGCUCUGAUCUGAUGAAGGAGCCCGUCUGUUUGGGCACGUGCGAGCAUAUGCUGUGCAGGUCUUGUGCUGGCCCCCAGGCAGGGGACGGCUGUGUGGUGUGUCACAGCCCUGCGUGGGUGAAGGACAUCCAGAUCAACAGACAGCUCAGCGGCAUCGUACAGCUCUUCAGUGAUUUGGAGUCCCUGCUAAAUUCCACAGAACAACCUGACUCAUCUGCUGCUGAAGUCCAAACACAACCUGAGACUGCAGUCUUAAAACACAAGAAGAACUUUAAGAUCUGGUUCAGUCCACGCAGUCGUAAGGUGCGAUGCAAGGUGGAGAAGCCUUCAGAGGUCGAUGUACCAGACGUCCAAUCUUCUGCUGAAGUGGCUGCAUCACAACUAAGAACCGAUACUGCUCUGUGCCAAGACCUGUCAGUUUUUAAUUUUACUUCAUCCUCCCAGGACUCUUCUUCUUCGUCUCAAAAAUGCAGCAACGUAAACAAAAAAGGAAAGAAGAGGUCUAAGAAAACUGCUACCAGCAGCCAUGUGCAAAAACCAACUAAAACCACACGUAGACAGACAAAGCAGAAUAUAAAGAAGCAAAAGCUGGAGGCCAUAAACCAACAAUGGGGAAUAACAGAGGAAGAGCCUGCUCCAUCUAAACCGGAGAAGCCCUGUGCUGAUGGAGCAAGAAGGUCUAGUAAAAGGGUUUCUUUCCUCAGCCCUCCUGUCACCUCAGAUGAGCCUCAGCUUGCGGCACCACAGAGUAACACAAACAAAGUCAGUCCUGCCAGCAGCACAACCAAAAGGAGUCACUCAAAAGACAGGAUAAAUGCAUCAAAUUACCAAACUGAGCCUGGUCAGAGCACGCUGAACGAGAAACUAUCUGCAAAUGACUCUUAUCCAAGUGACAGUCUCGAAAAAUUGGAAAACAUAUCUCCUCCAGAGAAUCCCUCAAAAAGAAGGGGAAGAGAGGAGAAAGCCUGCACCUUGGAGAAUACUCCAAAAAGACCGAGGGCUUCUCCAUGCCGUAGGACAAAAUCAUUGGGUCGGAUAUCUCCGGCUGUCAUCAACCGUUUAUCUUCGGCAAGCCCCAGGAGUGAUAAGAGCAGCAAAACCUCCAGAGAGGAAAGGGGUAGUCCCUCUGUCAUAGACUCUGUGUCUAUAGAAGUCCACAGCAAAUCUCCGUGUAGUCCUGGAUCAUCUGUCGGGCGAUCAAGCUCUGGAAGUCCUGCGGUUAUGAAGAGAAACCACAAAGGAGAGACCCCGCUGCAUCUCGCUGCAAUUAAGGGAGACAUAGAGGCUGUCAAGGAUCUGCUGGACCAGGGAGCUGACCCCAACCUCAAGGAUAAUGCUGGAUGGACACCUCUGCAUGAAGCGUGUAACCUGGGCCACCUGCCAGUUGUCGAGGUGCUGGUCUCCAGAGGAGCCUUGCUGAACACAACUGGCUAUGAAAAUGACUCUCCACUCCACGAUGCUGUAAGAAAUGGACAUGCAGCCAUUGUUAAACGGCUUCUGCAGCUCGGGGCUUUGCAGAAUGUCCUUAAUCUGCAUGGGAAGCGGCCUGCAGAUUAUGCGGUGAGCCAGGAGAUGUUGGAGAUUUUCCAGGAAGCUGCUGCUGAAGGAACCCAGUAUGCUAAUUCUCAUGCAUCUCAUAGCCCCUCAGCCACUCUCUCUGCGGUGAGUGACUGUGUGAAAAGAGAUCAGAUUGUGGUGUUUUUGCCCACCAAGCUGUCGCAACCACAACAACAUCAGUUGGCCAAACUAGAAGAUCUUCUGGGAGGAAAAAUGGUUGACACCUUUUCUGGCUCAGUGAGCCAUGUUGUUGUGCCAGAAGGACAAAUGCCCACCACCUACUCCACCCUCCUGGGUAUUCUGGCGGGCUGCUGGAUUGUCAAAUACAGCUGGGUGAAAGCAUGUCUGCAGGCAGGGGAGUGGCUGCCAGAAGCUGAGUAUGAAGCAGGAGAAGGCCCUCAGCGCAGUCGCAUCAACAAAUGCAGCUUGCUCCCACCGCUCUUCGACGGCUGCUUCUUCUUCCUCCUCGGCUCCUUCAAGGCUCCAACCAAAGAUCAGAUCACCAAGCUGCUACGAGAAGGAGGCGGACAACUGCUGAGCCGCCAACCGAAACCAGACAGCGACGUGACGCAGACUCUGGACGCAGCAGCCUACCACGCCCAGCCAGGCUCCGACCAGGCCCUCUGCACCCAGUACAUCAUCUAUGACCAGCAGGGAGCUUUCAGGCCUGCAGUGGUCAGACGGGGGAAGGUGUGGUCUGCUCCCUCCACCUGGGUCAUUGACUGCAUCGCAGCGUUUUGCCUCCUCUCUGUGCCAGACCCCAGUUAAUGUCCUAAUCCAUUAUUACUAACCGGAACAAUUAUUUCACAUUCAGUUUUGUUUUGUAACCAUUGAUAAUUAAGUUGAUUGGUAACAUAAUUUGCAUAUUAUAUAAAAAAGAAAGAGAAUUA